This is a messenger RNA of Mobula hypostoma (lesser devil ray), 7380 nucleotides long. It is a transcript of the gene scamp1, whose product is annotated as secretory carrier membrane protein 1. Gene Ontology annotation, cellular component: recycling endosome membrane; trans-Golgi network membrane. NCBI's taxonomy places the organism in Eukaryota, Metazoa, Chordata, Chondrichthyes, Myliobatiformes, Myliobatidae. Bases 646 to 1650 code for a protein of 334 amino acids. Gene Ontology annotation, biological process: protein transport. The record is from RefSeq and is a predicted model, not a curated record. The transcript has 9 exons.
UAGACAUUUUAAUGUCAUUUCCUAAGUCACCAGUACCAACGCAUUUGCUGUAAGAUGCAGAAACAACUGACAACAAUAAACAAGACUACAGCUGAUCCAGUCCUGACCCUGACGCAGGAUUUCAAACAAAAAUGUCGACAUUCUCUUUUUCUCCCACAGAUGCUGUUCAAAUUCUUCCAGCGGGUCGCUUGCUACGACAAACCGCAGCCGCCGAGUAACUGAAACGAAAGUAGAAAAGGCUGGUAAUACUCAGCACGUCGGGCAGCAACUGUGGAGGGAUACAUUUUCUGUGGAAAGACGUGGAGGUCUCAGAGGCUCGCCGCCGCCGUAUUCACUGAAGUGACAAUAGAGCUGCAGCCCCACGGGCCACAUAUGCGCACAGAGGAUUUAGGAUGAAUUUGCAGGCAGCGACUGCCCCUCAGCUCCCAGACUAGCUGCCAUCGGCCUCCGCCGGGCCUGACUGGCGCACGGGAAGAAUGACGUAAUGUAACCCACCCGACCCUCUCGCAGUCACUUCCGGUGCCGCCAUUUUCUCAUUCUCUAAUGUGAACCGAGUGCAGGUUACAGCGGGGGUAGGGAGAAACCCGUUAAUCGGCGCUGGUGGAAUUGACGCGGAGCGGAGGGAGCCAUUAGACAGCGCGGAACAUGUCGGACUUCGACAGCAAUCCUUUCGCGGAUCCAGAAUUCAACAAUCCUUUCAAGGAUCCAUCAGUUACACAAGUGACAAGAAAUCCUCCUCCAGCAUUAGAGGAAUACAAUCCUUUCACAGAUGGGCGCAAACCACCGCCAGGAAAUGUUGAAAAGCCUCCAAUGCCCAGUACACAGCCAGCAAUCAUGAAACCUACAGAGGAGCCUCCCACAUAUGCUUCACGGACACAGGAAACUGCUGCAGCCCAGGCUGAGUUGUUGAGACGGCAGGAAGAACUAGAGCAAAAAGCAGCAGAACUUGAUCGGCGGGAGCGUGAAAUGAAAAAUCUCAGCUAUGAUCCUCGGAAGAACAAUUGGCCUCCGCUUCCUGAAAAAUGUCCUGUGGGGCCAUGUUUCUAUCAAGAUCUCUCUGUAGAUAUCCCUGUUGAAUUUCAAAAGACAGUCAAGAUGCUCUACUACUUAUGGAUGUUUCAUGCAGUAACACUUCUGGUAAAUAUUUUUGGUUGUCUUGCCUGGUUCUGUGUUGAUAGCUAUCGAGGCGUGGACUUUGGUCUGUCCAUUCUCUGGUUCUUACUUUUUACCCCCUGUUCGUUUGUUUGCUGGUACAGACCACUUUACAAAGCUUUCAGGAGUGACAGUUCCUUCAGCUUCUUUUUAUUCUUCUUCGUAUUUAUCUGUCAGUUUGCUGUCCAUGUUCUACAGUCAGUAGGAAUUCCACAGUGGGGGAACUGUGGUUGGAUUUCAGCACUAACAGCUCUAAAUAGAAGUAUUCCUGUCGGUGUUCUGAUGAUGAUUAUUGCAGCAGCUUUUACUGGUUCAUCUGUUGUCUCAUUAAUUAUGUUUAAAAAGGUGCAUGGAAUGUAUCGUACUACAGGAGCUAGCUUUGAAAAAGCUCAGCAAGAGUUUGCAACAGGAGUAAUGUCUAACAAAACUGUACAAACUGCUGCAGCAAAUGCAGCCUCUUCUGCUGCUCGUGGUGCUUUCAAAGGCAACCAAAUUUAAAGGAGGAAGGGAAGCACUCCAUCUCUUCAAACACAUUUCACCUAAUCCAUGUACCACUCCAGUCAUUACAGCCACACUGAUAUCUAUGAACAUGAUCUCGUCAUAACUUCAGCAUGAACCUUUAUAUGGGGAAAAAGUUUAAAAAAAACAACUUCACAUAGCCCUUGAAUUAGGUUUCGGAUGGGCUAAAAGAUGAGAAACUGUACUUGCUUGACAGAAAUGUUCUUUUUUAAUUGCUUUUUAUUUUCCAUAGAUAUUUUGGAUCAUUCAUACUCAUCUGUUUCCCUCCUUUGUUAGCUAAGCUGUAAAUAGCAUGUUUCACUGUCUCCUUAAUAUUGUAUUUCUGAAUUACUGGAGAAUCUUGCGUCUUCUGUGUUACACUGGAUUGCUGUCUAAUUUGCACGCAACUUUGUGAUUUGAAGAAUUGUUUGUACUACCAGUGUACAUUUGGAUUGGAUUUUUUGUGUGAAGCAUCAUCUGUAGCUACACUAAAAAACACACACUUCCAAGUCGAUGCUCAACUACUUUUAACCAUGUUUAAUUGUUUGCAAAUUUUCUCUUUACUCUCCUACAUUGUCUAUUAACUAAAAAUGCCAUUCAUCAUUCUAUACGUUGGUUGGUUUACUGUUUCUAUUGUAAUUGAAUACAAAACUGUAACUAUGAAUCCUAAAUUGUUGGAGUAUGAGCUUUGUAGAAAAGUGUAAUUUGAUAUUGUCAAAUACAAGUGGAGUGAAUUUAUGGAAUGUCUUCUGGAAAUUGAACUGCAAUAAUUAAGUAUGUUGUGCCUUCAACUAAUACAAAUUAACAGUGCAAAACCAAUUCCUGCCAUAAAAAUUUUUGAGAAAUUUCAAUUCUACUUGUGAAAAUGGUUGUACUUGCCCAUUUUAAUCGGAUUUAUAAAAUCAACCAUUGGCAUGUUCAAUAGUGUUUUGGACUCCUGCUGGGCAUUUUGUUUCGUUGGAUCAUAUGUAGGGAAAAGUAUUUUAUUUCCACUUAAAAUAAUUGCUUUAAUUAGAUUUCUGAAGGCAGUGUGAAUAGAAGAGAAUAAAAUGGUUGAAUUGACAGCUUUUUAAAAUGACAAAGUAAAGCAACGGAUUGUACUACUGUUAAAUGUUACAGUCUUGUUGAUCAAUGAGAUCAUUUCUUGCCUUCAUGAUGGACGUUAUGAUUGGCUCUUGAUUAUGUGUCUUACCCUUUUGCAGGACUAAUUUUCAAGUGGUGAUAGAUAUUCUUGUCACUAGUGGACUUUUUUUUUAACCGCUGUGCUGUUUCCUAAAAUCAGCAAUACCACUGAAGAAAUUCCUGCUUCUAUGAUGGGCCUGAAGAAAAAAGUACUUUUAGUUUUGAAGAAUGGAUACUGUAUUAUAUGGCUGAGUUUGCUAAAGUAAAUGCAGUUUCUGAAAGUGAAAUUGUAUAGUUAUUUUGUGUGUACAGAAUUCUUUAAGUUAAUUUAAAUUUCAAUCUGAAGGGCUCAUCAGAUUUUGAAAAACUAGACUUAGUCAGCUAAUCUAAUUGUAGAAGUGUUUGUAAAUUACAGACACUUCUGUACUGUAUUUGCAAUCCUAUUUAUUACAGCAGAAUGUUACAGAUAUUCAUGAAAUGUGGAUCCCUCUUUGUUUUCCAGCUUAUUUGACUCUGAAGAGCUAUUGAAGUGUGCAGUUUAGGUUUUUUUCUCGUGUGUAUGUUAGCUUGACUUUUAGUUAAAAUUAAUGGUAAAUCAUUUGUUUUAUUUCACUUGUACAUCAACAUUUUUUAAUUUGUUGUAUAAAUUGAAUUUUGAGGGAUAAUGCAUACAAUUGAUUUUGAAGGCAGUUAAAACAAUUUCUUCUAGAAUCUCUAAGCAUAAUAUACAUUAGAAUGUACAUUGUCUAUAUUAUGAUAUAGUGUUGAAAUAGGUUGUUUCAAUUGUGUGUACAAGUACCAUAAAAUUACCACUAUUUCAUUGCCCAUGACUGUUAAUUAAUACUUUUGAACCAGUCAAGAGAAAGCAGUAGGUUUUGUUUAUCCCACAGGUGGAGCGUGACAUUUGAUGCAACCAAGCGCACUCUGAGGCUCUUGGCCACUUUACCAUCAAUUCAUUAGAGGGCACAGUGAGAAUUUAUUGAGAAGUCAUGCUUACCCAUGAAUGAGUUGAAAUGAAUAUAGGAUGUUAAUCGCAAAUUUUAAUAACCCCCCCCCAGCUUAGAAAAAAAUACAAUUGUAAUAAGCAUUUCUUCACGAAAUCUUUAACCAAACAGCAAUUUAAAAUAUUUCUAAAAAUGUGAAUGAAAUACUGAUUUGUACAAUAGUUAAGGCUGACUAUGAAUGUGUGAAUGGAAUGCUUUUUAAUAGUUAUCAUUAUGACCAAAUAUCUUUGGAUGGAAUCAAUGCAUACAAAUGGUAAGUAACAAAUUGUUCUGUUACUUAUACUUUUAAGUGUUACAAGGGGCACUGAAGGAAAUAUCAUCCUUUGUUUUUAAUGUAAUUAGUAAUGUUGCUAUAUUUUCUACUUGUUCAGUACUGUGAUAGACCUUACCUAAUUUGUAAAAUUGUGCAAAAUGCAAUAUUUGCUUAUAAGCUUUUGGGUAUGCAAGACUCAAAUUUCAAUGAUAUUUCUUGCAUUGAAGUGAACAGAGAGAGUAACUCAAGGCAGCCUAAUCAUCCCACACCAUUGUAUAUGAUUGUGGAAUGUUGACUCAGUGUAGAUUUGGACUCUAAGGUAUUUUGGUGGUGAAAAUUUAAGUGUGUGCAUCCUCUGGGUAGCUAGUGUCUUAAAUUAAUUGGCUUUGUUAAAGAAGGUAGUUACUGAUAUGAAAAAUUUGAAAAUCUAUUUCUCUGUUAAUUGCAGCAUGUUGAUUUGUAUACUUUUAGGAAUUUUGGUGGCUUAUAUUUGUAGCCUUGUCUUUGGAAAAAUGUGCAAGAUCUGAAAGAAGAAACAGAUGAUGACGGAGCAUUCCUAUUUUUCUGUUUGAAAGGAGGUGAUUUAUUUGAUUACAGAGUAAACAUGAACUAUAUUUCGCUUAAUAAGAAAUGGAGAAAUGUUCAAGAUCUGUAUAUCCUUUUUACCUGAAAAAAAAAAGUCAAUCAGGAGAGGGGCUUAAUUGGAUUUAUAGACUCUUGUGGUAAUAUAUGUGAGCCCUAGCUGUCUAUCAGCAGCUCAUAGUUGUAGUUGAAUCAUCUGAUGUGACAUGGAGCUGUACCAAAUAACUUGUAAUUGGGAGCACAUGGAUCAAAAAUUGAUAAUGCUGAGAAACUGCAGCAACUGUUGUUAAUCUAGAUUUCAGACAUGUGUUUCCUUUUGCUUGUUAGGGUAGAAAGAGAAUAACUGUGCACUUAGAAACACGCAUAUUUCUUUCAUAGUGUCUGUAUGCUCCCUUCAGGCUUUAAAGUUGCACGGACGUGGAACAUUCCCAAGAGUUUGUCAAGAAAUAAGUUAAGGAGCUGACACUAAAAGGAUGACACUGAAUAAAGCAGAUCUAAAUGAACAGGCUAACGUGGCUUGCAGUUAGACAUGAAAGAAUAGAAUUAUCUAUUGAAAAAAUUGUGAUCAAAGCAGAAGGCUGAAAGGCAAAUAGAAGUUGAGAAGUAUGAAAGGACAGCUUUUGAAGGCACUGCAUAGAUUUGGAGGACAACUUUAACAGGAUGUAAAUUGUAUGGAUUCAAAAUAAAAAUUGCACCAUCCGAUGUGCUGUGAAACCAUGCACAAGGACAAAGAGUCAAUCCUUAAUCUUAGUUUGCUGAAGUCAACAGGGUAACAAAAUUGAAAAUUUAAGAAACAGCUGAUGCUGAAAAUCUGAAGCAAAACUGGCAAAUGUUGGAAACACUUAGCAACUCAGGCAGCAGCUGUAGAAAGAGGUAGUACUUCACAUUGGAAACCUGUUGUCAAACUGAAAAUUUAAUUCUUUGAUGAAAGUGCCUGUUAUGUGGAAAUGAGGAAAGACCUGAUGAUAUUUAAGUUUGCUUUGUGCCUUUGGAUGCAUUCUAAACUUAUGUGGAAAAUAAUUAUUUGGGCAAAUCAGCCGAAAAACUUCUGAUUCCCAGAAAUUUGUAUGGGUCCAGAGAAGAAACUUUUUUAAAAAAGCCUUGUGUAGCAAAAAUACCUAAGGAGAAAAAUAAAAGCUGGAUGACAGCCCUUCCACUUGAAGUGCUACAAUGACAAAUUUAUCCCUCAGUUUUAUUUGAUAAAAAUAGAAUUACAGGCUAGGACAUUUGUUGACAUUGUUAUGUGUGUCUUACUUUGGGCAUUGAGGAAUAGUGUGUAACAAAAUAUCAAAGAACAAUUGCAUUUGUAUCACUGAACUAUUUAAAAUUUUCUUCAAAGUUUCUAAAUUAUCAUGUUAUAAUGGGAUCUAUUUUGAUUUAUCUGAAAAGUAAUGGGAACUCAUUAAGCCCUCUGAAAACUUGUACAGUAAAAAUGAAGAAAGACUUUGAACAGACUUGAUUUUUGGAAUUAAGUGUUUAAAAAUGUUGGGCAUUUGCCAGGAGGAUCAUUUGUCACACCCCACUUUCAUUGGAACAAACUGAUACAUAAUGUUUUUUCUUGUUCCAUCUAGUUGACAGUAUGAAUGAGCAAAUUUAUUUUGCCUGGAAAUUUUUUAACCUCACUUCAAGCAGAUUGGCCUUUCUACAAAUGGAAGUGGUACAGAAUGUCACAUUUACUUAUUCAAUUAGGCAUGGUAUCUCGAGUGCAAUGAAUCUACAGUUCUCUGGCUUGUGAAAAAGCUGCGAAAUUAAUUUUUGCAACAAAACAAAAAUAUUGUUAUGUGGGAUUUUGUUUUUUUUUCUUGUUACUGUGCUUCAGUUGGCUAAUUUUUUCCCCUGGAUCCUGCAUUGCCAUUUUGUUUUUCUAUUUUAUACUUUGAAAAGUUCCAUACGGUGUGUGAAGAAAAAGAAUUUCAGGAUGCAUAUUGUAUACAUUUCUCUGACAUUAUAUGUACCUAUUGAACAACAACUAGACAACCAGAUUGGAGAGGGCCACGUUCAGUUUUAAAAUCUGAUAUGAAUGCUGGCCAUUUUUAUUUUGAUUGAAAAUCUCUGGCUUAGUUGAAUGCUGGGAUUUGACGGUUAAAGGCUGAUUGGAAAUUUACAAACUGAUACAUAUGCGGCCAAAGUUUUGCAAUUCUGAUGAAAUAUUCUUUUCCAGGAUGUAGGACUUUUAGAAAAAAACUGGAUGUAGGUUUUCUAUAAGGGUAAAAACAAAUGGACCAAGCGGAUGUUUUCAUUCAAGCCAAUCUUGUGAAAUUUUUCCAAAUUGCCAUUACCAUGGCACUAAUAACAUUUUUUAAAGUCUGUCGACUCAAGUGCAAUGAAAUAAAGCAAUAUUUGACCAAGAAAUUUUGCAAAAUCAUGUAUUUCUGGUCUAAUUUGGCAGAAUGUAUAAAUUUUUGCACAAUUGCUAACUUUUUCAAAAUGCAUUGUUUUACCUUCUUUAUAUUAACUGAUCAUAUUAUGAUUUGUAAAGUUAAGCAUCAAUAGCAUUUUUUCCAAAAUAAUGUAAUGUUCAUACUUCUAUAGUAGCCUGUUAAGCCUAAUUUUCUUUAAUGGACUUGAAAUGCUGACAUGAAUAUUUUAAGUAUUAAGUCCACAAUCAUUUUGCAUUGAUUUGGAUUUAUUAAAAUCACAGGUAUUUAUUUGUAUAUUUUGUAAAUUGCAUUCUGCCAUUGUUUGGAGUUGCAGUACACUGUAUAAAUGCGCUUUCCACCCUAUAAUAAAAACAAACCUCUGAAGAAUGGUUCUAAGUUUUUUUUGGUG